UGCACUGAAAAAACAAAGAUGGCUACGAUUGGAAGCAUGUGUUUGCGGUCUGCGAAUAGAAUGACCGGUAUUACCCGGUUAUAUAUUCUUCGUACACAGCAAAUAAGAUCGAAUUUGAAGCAGUGCUCGACAACAGCUACAGAAACCAAUAAUGCGUCUGCGGCUUCACCAGGAUCCAAGGCAGAAAAGACACCUGAAAAACCCGAGGCCAAACCAGAUCAGAAAGUCUCGGCCGCAUCAGAAGCAGAUGAUAAAUUUAAGAAAGAAAAGGCAAAACUUGAGGAAUCCGUUAAAGACAUGAAGGUAGCGGGCUUAUUUCAUAGACUUAGAAGACGAAUUUGGCCUUCAAAUGGAUUUUUUGUUCAAAGACUUUGGCCAUUUUCUCGCCGGAAAUAUGUACCACAGGAAAAAUAUAUGCGCGCUUUAGCAGAAACAGAGAAUGUGCGACAAAGAAUGAGGAAACAAGUAGAUGAUGCAAAGGUUUUCGGCAUCCAAGGUUUCUGUAAAGAUUUACUGGAAGUUGCGGACAUUUUGGGUAAAGCCACAGAAAGUGUACCGAAAGAGGAGUUGAAGCAGGAAAAUAUUCAUUUAAAAAAUUUGUUUGAGGGACUAACUAUGACCGAAUCACAAUUACAAAAGGUGUUUAACAAACACGGACUCGAGCAGAUUACGCCUGCUGAAGGUGAAAAGUUUGAUCCGUUUAUCCACGAGGCCAUGUUUGAAGUUCCUACUUCUAAGGAGGAGGCAGCAUCUACCAUAGCUGUUACAACAAAAGUUGGGUACAAACUCCAGUCAAGGACUGUUCGACCAGCGCUUGUAGGAGUGUUCAAAACUGCAUGAUGAUUCGAGCUUGAAGCGUUUAAACUAAGUCACUGUUAAAAGUUUGUCACAUAGACAGUCAAUAUGGGUCAACCCAUUUUCAGAAAACAGAGUAAGAUAUUAUGUAUGUUAUAAAAACACGGUAUGAAAGUUAUGAAAAAAAAAGCAAAGAUAUCGGAAUACAAGUACAAAUAUUAUAUGCUGGCUUUAAUUCAGUUCAUGUUUUGACUGGUUAAUUUAUGUGUGAAUGAAUUUCCCGAUGAAAGAUUUUGAAAAUCCGCCUGAAAGCUGGUACUGUUAAUGGUGUGGUAGCCAUCUUUUGAUUUAUAAUUAAUAUUAAAACAUUAUAUAUUAUGAUAAGAUUUCCGUUGUUAUGCAGCCAUUAACUCAACAAAGCUUGCUCGUCUGCCUGUAUUUAAAUACUUCAUCUGUAAACUACCUUUAGUUUAAUGUCACCAUUAUUGUUGUGUAGUUAAAGAUUUAUAACUACACAAUUACUGUUGGCUUGAGGGUUGUCUGGUCUGCUUGUUGAACCAAACAUGAAAGGCAUGAUCAGAUAUAUAUCAGUUUGUGAAAUUACAUGUAGCUGUACAUUCCGAUUUGUUUUAAUUGUAGAAAUGAAAGAAAAAAAGAAAUAUGGAGGCAUGUUGAAAGAGAUUUGAAUGUCUUACACAGCAUUACUAAGUGGAAAAAUUCUGAAAAUUUUGUAAUAUAACCAAAUGCUGAAAAAUCUACCCUGGUAUUGGAAUUAUGUCAUUUUUAUACACCCAUCAAAUUUGAUAGGAGUAUUAUGGGAUGGCAUCGCUCCUCCAUCCGUCUUGUGUAAACAAGAUUUGUCCAGCGAUUACCUACUUUUUUAUCAAUCUCUUUGAAACUUGGUACACAUAAAGAAUCAUGAUAUGAAAUUGUUGUUUCUUGAAAUGAAUUUCGAUUCAACUUUGUUAGAGUUAUUCCCCUUAUAUUAUAUCUGGUCCAACUCUUAAAUCUUGUCCGGAGAUCUCCUACAGAUUUCUAUCGAUUUCUUUGAAACUUGAAUGGCUUAAAAAUUUUAAUCAUGAUACCAAGUUGUGUUUAAUCAUUUGGAAACUUUGAUUGCUUGUUUUUUCUUCAAACUUAGAAAAUUAAACAUUGACUUUGUAGUGAGAGGCGAGAUUUAUUACAUGCCAUAGGUACUCCUAUAUAAGAUGACGAAAUUUUUUUUUAUAAUACAUCAAGGUUUAUAACACUUUAUGGCAUUUGACAGGUAUAAACUGCCCCAUCGUACUCUUGUUUGUUUUGGCAUCAAAUUUUGACAAGCAUAUGACAACCUUUAUAAAUGUAUGUAAUGAACGAACAAGUGAUCAUUCACUGUCAUUUAAAUUUGACUUCAGUCUAUAUGUGAUUAUACCUAGUGCUAACUUUUAAGAAGAUGAGAAUAUUAAGAAGAUGAAAAAAUGAUAUUUUUUCUCUGCAGAGGUCAGCGUUUAGCUUCCUCAUUACUUCAAGCAAAGUAAUUUGUUAUAUAUUACAUCAUCUUAAGUAGAAUUAUUUAUUGUGCGUCAAUCCCUGAUCGGAAAUUCAUUCAAACUUUUGCUGUAGCAUUGUUGGAAAUCCACGAGACUUUGCACCAUUGAUUGACAUGAGAAUGCACAGUCAAAUGCUUCAAUCCACGCACGAUGCAGAGGCCCCUGGUUUUCAGACGUUGCUGUAGAUGAUUCCAGAGAUCUAAAGCAGAAGAUAGCAAACUCAAUGUCUGCUUACAUGUUUUGUUAUUAAUUAACAGUCCCGUUAAAAGAUAACUAAUCAGAAAUUUUCGUUGAGAUGUAUUUGUCAAGAGCCAGAUAAACACAUGUUGUUUUCGCUUAAGGUGGUCAUUUUGGAGCUUUUUGCAUUUCUCUAAUUCUGAUGGAGAUUUUGCGUAUAAAACUAAAGAAAAUCAUGAUAAGGGAGAAAAAAAACUCAAGAUUAGGAAACUUUGUACUGUUUGAUUUGUUCAUCAAGUUGAGAUAUAUAGGCGGCAUAAAGCAUGUUGAACAUGAUCCGAGUAUCGGGUUUGGUCCGAAGUAUGGUGAAAUAUGUGUAUAUUUGAUGAAGCAUUUGUAUCACAUGUAUGACACAAUGGAAUGGUAACUGUGGUUGUUUGCUGUAAAAGUGAUAUUCAUUGUGAUAAAAAUUGUUUGUUCGUUAUUCAUGAACAUCUCUGUAUUCAGUAGUCAUUAAAAUGCACAAAUCACA
This is a messenger RNA of Pecten maximus, 3033 nucleotides long. RefSeq names its product grpE protein homolog 1, mitochondrial-like. Gene Ontology annotation, cellular component: PAM complex, Tim23 associated import motor. Gene Ontology annotation, biological process: protein import into mitochondrial matrix; protein folding. The transcript is spliced from 3 exons. Bases 19 to 840 code for a protein of 273 amino acids. Lineage: Eukaryota; Metazoa; Mollusca; Bivalvia; Pectinida; Pectinidae. The record is from RefSeq and is a predicted model, not a curated record. Gene Ontology annotation, molecular function: adenyl-nucleotide exchange factor activity; protein homodimerization activity; protein-folding chaperone binding.